UUUUUCCCCUCCUCCUCCAUCCCCUCCGCACCGUACAAAGGCAGCAAGGUGGCCUCGCAGCGCAAAAAGAGCUUUGUUUUAAAAAUGCCCAUGGAGUUGACGCAGAGCCGCAUCCAGAAGAUCUGGCUGCCCAAUGACAACCGGCCAGCCCUGCCCCGGCGCUCCUGUGGGCCGCAGCUUGCCAACUCGCCCACCGUGAUAGUGAUGGUUGGCCUUCCAGCCCGUGGGAAGACCUACAUCUCCAAGAAGCUUACUCGCUACCUCAACUGGAUCGGUGUCCCCACGAAAGUUUUCAACGUGGGAGAGUAUCGCCGUGAGGCAGUGAAGCACUACAGCUCCUACGACUUCUUCCGCCCUGACAACGAGGAGGCCAUGAAAGUCAGGAGGCAAUGCGCCCUUGCUGCCUUACGGGAUGUCAAGCUGUACCUGACAGAGGAGGCUGGCCAGAUUGCGGUUUUUGAUGCCACCAAUACAACACGGGAAAGGCGUGGGAUGAUCUUGAAUUUUGCCAAAGAAAAUGGAUUCAAGGUUUUCUUCAUUGAGUCCGUCUGCAAUGAUCCCACUGUAGUAGCUACCAAUGUCAUGGAAGUGAAGUUGUCCAGCCCAGAUUACCGGGACUGUAAUUCGACCGAUGCCAUGGAGGACUUUAUGAAGAGAAUCAAUUGUUACCAGGCCAGCUACCAGCCACUUGACCCGGAUGACUAUGAUCGGGAACUUUCUCUCAUCAAAGUCAUCGAUGUUGGCCGGCGGUUCCUGGUCAACAGGGUUCAGGAUCAUAUCCAGAGCAGGAUCGUUUACUACCUAAUGAACAUCCAUGUCCAGCCUCGCACCAUUUAUCUAUGUCGGCACGGUGAAAGCGAGUUCAACCUCAAGGGGAAGAUUGGAGGUGACUCGGGGCUCUCCAACAGGGGUAAAAAGUUUGCAUUGGCACUGAACAAGUUUGUUGAAGAACAGAACCUAAAGGACCUCAAAGUCUGGACCAGCCAGCUAAAGAGGACAAUACAGACAGCAGAAGCUCUCCAACUGCCCUAUGAGCAGUGGAAGGCACUCAAUGAAAUAGAUGCUGGUGUUUGUGAAGAAAUGACGUACGAAGAAAUCAAGGAGCAGCAUCCAGAGGAAUUUGUUUUACGUGAUCAGGAUAAAUACUACUACCGUUAUCCUUCUGGAGAGUCCUACCAAGAUCUAGUGCAGCGACUAGAGCCAGUCAUCAUGGAGCUGGAGAGACAAGAGAAUGUCCUUGUGGUCUGUCACCAGGCUGUCAUGCGCUGUCUCCUGGCUUACUUCCUUGACAAGAGUGCAGAUGAAAUGCCCUACCUGAAAUGCCCCCUUCACACAGUGCUGAAGCUGACCCCAGUAGCUUAUGGAUGCCGGGUAGAGUCCAUCUCUCUGAAUGUUGAAGCUGUGAACACCCACAGAGAACGGUCAGAGGAAGCAAAGAAGGGACCUAACCCGCUCAUGAGACGUAAUAGCGUUACCCCUCUAGCAAGCCCAGAGCCCACCAAAAAACCUCGCAUCAACAGCUUUGAGGAGCAUGUGGCUGUUUCUUCCACCCUGCCAGGCUGUGUUCCUCAGGAAGUGUCCACGCAGAUGCCGGGACAACCUUUUCUAGGGAAGGCAUGCCUACGACCCGUUUGUCACUUUCUCAAAGUUUUCUCUUUACUAAUAUUUCCAAGAACAUGAACAACUCGCAGAAGCUGUCGUGAUGCGGUCCCGAGCCCAGCAGCGACGCCGGCUCCCAUCCCAUCGUCAUUUCUGCAGCUUGCUUGUAACCUGCUCUUCCUUGGCCACAGCUGCUUCCACCCCCAAAACUCGGUCACCAGCGAGCAGGGCCACCGAGCGACGGGAGGAGGAGGAGGAGGAGGAUGCUCCAGGGCCGAAGGCGGAUUCAUCACCUGAGGCCAGGGCUUGGCGCCGCUCUCCUCUCCAGUGCGCUGUUGUAGCAAGCUGUAAAGUGCUUCUCAUGCAAGGGAGGUUUCCAGACUUAAUUUUCAUGCGUAGGCAUUUUUUUUCCCUUUUUCUUCUUUUGAUGUUUUUUUUUGUAUAGAUGAUUGGUACUGAUCCAUCUCACGUAGAGUUGUAUAUACAUGAAUAGGGCAGGCUUAGCCGAGAAAGAUGGGGUUGGGGGGACAAAGGGGUUUCUAAUUUUCUUUUUUAUUAUUGUUAUUAUUAUUGAUGUUAUUAUUGUUAUUAUUUUCUAAGAAGGCCCCCAAAGCACUGUGCUGUGGUCCUUUCUGCUGCAGCCCAUCACACGCACACAUCUGGUCUCAACAGUGCACGCACAAUGCAUGCAAGGAGGGAGACUUGCAAGGAAGGAUGUCUCAUGAAAUCCUUCAAAGCAAAAACUGCUGGUUUUAACCAAAAAAAAAAAAAAUUAGAAAUUCAGGGGGUCUUUGGAGCUCCAUAAGAUAGGCUGAACUGGGUGCGUGCUGCAGAUGUGCAGGUCUCUCAGAGGCGACCACAGGUCUUGCUGAGGUGCAGAAGUUCACAUGUGGCUACAAAGAGCCACGCCAAGAGACACUUACUUAUUCAUGACUUUUUUUUUUCUUUUUGAUUUAAUAUGUGUACACGCACGUGCGUGUUUGCGGAUAUGUGUGCACCUGGAAAGCGCUUGGUUUUUGCACUUUAUUUGUGAAAGGAGUGUAACUAUUUUAUUUUUUCUUUUCUUGCUUUUUCUUUUUCCCCCCAAGACUUGCCCUUUUUUGCUGGGGAAGCCUAGCCACUGCCUUGUUUUUUGGGGCUGCAAAUCUGAGAUGUUGGCAAAGCAGCUGUUGCGGUGGCAGGUGCUGGCUUAGGGACUUGCUGUCACAAUAACCAGCUUCCAGGGGGUUUUCCCGGCACAUUCUCAACAGCCCAUCCCAGGCCACAAGAUGAAGGGUUAAAAAUGCCAAUUAACCACUACCAUUUUGUGCAAAAGUCUGUGGACGCUGCUGCUUUUUUUCUUUUUUUUUUUUUUCCCUUUUUUUAGGGCUUUUUUUCCCCCCCUUUUUAGCAAAGGGGAACCGCAGUGCCUCCUGUACAGAUGAAAAAAAUAAUAUAUAUUUUUUUUCCUUUACAUUUAUUUUUAUUCUUUCCCUCCUUUCUCAAUACCUGCCUUGAAGGCAGGCUCCUCUGGGUGUGCUGCGUGUGUUUGACACUUUUGCUCUUCUGAUUUUGGUCCCCUCCUGCCUACUCCCCAAAUUUGAGACUGGUUUAUGUUUCGGGAGGGCAAGUCCCUUGUCUCCCUGGCCCAUUUCCAGG
Molecule: messenger RNA, 3237 nt
Organism: Nothoprocta perdicaria
Lineage: Eukaryota; Metazoa; Chordata; Aves; Tinamiformes; Tinamidae
Gene: PFKFB3
Product: 6-phosphofructo-2-kinase/fructose-2,6-biphosphatase 3
Exons: 17
Coding region: 85-1680 (531 amino acids)
Biological process (GO): fructose metabolic process; fructose 2,6-bisphosphate metabolic process
Cellular component (GO): cytosol
Molecular function (GO): ATP binding; fructose-2,6-bisphosphate 2-phosphatase activity; 6-phosphofructo-2-kinase activity
Source: RefSeq, a predicted model, not a curated record